Molecule: messenger RNA, 1025 nt
Organism: Mytilus californianus (California mussel)
Lineage: Eukaryota; Metazoa; Mollusca; Bivalvia; Mytilida; Mytilidae
Exons: 7
Coding region: 1-900 (299 amino acids)
Source: RefSeq, a predicted model, not a curated record
AUGUAUGAUGGUGCAAUAUAUGUAGAUAAAGGAAACCCUUAUACUGAUCAACCAUUGAAGGUUGGGGAACUGACAAUUACCAAAACAGCACAGAAGAGUCCGUUACAUACAAAAGCUUACUUUCCUCAAGAGGCAGGUACAUAUCCAGUAGUUUUAUUCAUUGGCGGUCUGAAUGGAUACAUUUUGGUAGAAUUAUACGAAACAGUAUUAUACAGAAUUGCUUCUCAUGGUUUUAUUGUUUUUGGGAUGGACUAUCGGUUUCCUGUAGAAAAUGUUCACUUUGAGAAGGAAAAUAAAUUACAACAAGACAUCUCCAAAUUUUUUGACCAAUAUACUUGGCUUCAGAAUUAUAUGUCUAAUAAAACAGUGGCUACUAUAGCAUGGAAUACGACUGCUUUAGUUUGUCAUUCUUCUGGGUGUGAUGUUACUCUAAAGAUGAUCAAAGAAAAGCCUAAGUUAUUCAAGUCGACCGUCUUCCUAGAACCUUACAGUCAAGACGUCAAAGACAAAAUUGAUAUUAAAAUGCCAGCCUUUAUGUAUGGAACACAGCUAUCAGAGGAGGGAAAUAAAUGUGCAAUUCCUGGUUAUGACUAUAAUACAUUUUAUGACCUCUGGAGCUGCCCUAAAAUUGUAAUGAAUGUAGCAGACUUUGGUCACUGUGAUAUAUUGGACCCUGAGCCUUGGGCUGCAUGUCGAGAUGUUCACCAUUGUAAAAUAACAACGAAUACAACAAAACUUCCAGAGUAUCGCGAAUUUGUACAAGGAGCAGUUAGUAGUUUCCUUGUGAAUACACUACAGAAUAGAACAGAUGCUUUAAAGUAUGUUAUACAGAAACCAUUGAUUCUAUUAAAUUUGCUGGAACUAAAAACGGAUCUAAACUGUACCAAAAGCUUUAACUAGUUGAAAUAGUUACAGUAUUGUGAAGAUAAGCGUUCAGAUUAAAUGAAACUUUUCAUCUGUAUUUACGUGAGGAUAAUACAAGUUUGAAAUUUUGAAGUAGAAUCUGUAAUUAAUGCAUUAUUAUA